AUGCGUCUGGCUAUUUACAGUACCCUCUUGAGUCUAGUCACCGCGCAACAAAACAUACAGGAUCCGAUCGAAAACUUCUGCCGGCGUCACCAACAUCAGACCUGUGUUAUUGAUUCCAAGCUCUACAUCGAUGGAGGGCUUGUGUACUAUGGUGGAGGUGUCACCGAUGAGAAUAUUCCGCAGAAAAACACAUGGUUAAUAUCAGAGGAUUUGACCGAUCUCUCAACAGGUUUUCCUCCCCAGAAUAGCAACUUGACCAAGGGCUCAGAAGUCCCUUCAGUCAGCGGCGGCGUGCUAUGGCCUGAUCAGACUAACAAGCUCUUCUACCUUUUCGGUGGCGAAUACAACAAUGCCAGUGCGCAAGACUUCACUGCUCUAUGGUUCUACGACACUAUCUAUAACACAUGGAAUCGUUCACUCCCCGAUGGGUCACAGUCGCAAGUUUCAUGGCCAUCAUUCGGUGCGGGGACGGUUGAUGAUGAGGGAGUUGCAUAUUAUUAUGGCGGCUACCUGAAUAACAAGACCGUCUCUGGAUGGGAAGGUGAUGCUCUUAUGCUCAAUAGUCUUUUGUCGUACAACAUGGAUGACAAGAGAUGGUCCAAUAUUACCAGCGGUGUCCCACCACGAGCGGAAGGGACACUUCAUUACAUUCCUGCUUCGGACAGAGGGAUGCUGGUUCAUAUCGGUGGAGUCGAAAGAUUGUCAAAUGGCCACGACAGCUACGUAAAUAUGAGCCAAAUUCAUCUUCACGACAUUGCCUCCAGCACAUGGUACACACAAACCGCUACAGGAGAUAUACCUCAACCAAGGCGGGCCUUUUGUGCAGGCGUAACCUGGGCAGCAGACCAUUCCUCAUACAACAUAUACGUCUGGGGUGGCAUUGGCAGUGAUGAGACAGCACUCGGAGAUGUCUACAUACUCUCUCUACCCUCUUUCAAGUGGAUAUCGUGGUACCCUGACCCUCAGAUGUCCACAUUCCCAAACGGCAAGGGAUGGUCGUCCUGCAAUGUGAUCAGUGAAUCUCAGAUGGUCAUCAUAGGCGGGUACUACACCAACGUGUCUAAAACCGAUUGCGAUGUUUAUAAAACGGGUGGGCAGCAUGGCUUGUUGCUUGGAGAAGAAAGCACAGAACAGAACAAUCAGUGGCAUGGUCUUAUGGCCAAUAUCUCGUCUUACAGAGUUCCGAAGGUCAUUACCGCAGUUGUUGGUGGCGGAAUCAAUGGCAGUGCCACUGCAACAGCGCCGGCUGCCGGCUGGACAACAAGCGACUUGUCCAUAUACUUCAGAACAAGCUAUUCCGCCACAUCAAGGACAGCGAUGAGAUUUAUACCAGAAAGCUCGGCGGCCCCAACUUCGGGCAAUCAACACUCCGCUCGACCUAGCCAUACAAACGUCGGUGCUAUAGCAGGCGGUGUUGUUGGUGGUGUAGCAGGACUCGUCGGUGUUAUUGUCCUCGUCAUUUGUUGUCUCCGUUCUAGGCGCCGGAAGCGAAACCAAAAUUCAACACAGCCGCCUUAUCAGCAUAAUCCCAGCAUGACAGAGAAACCUGGUGUGGGUGUCUCCGUUUCUCAGGGCACUACAAUGCAUUCCCCGAGUGUACUCACGCCCACAUACUCACCUCAGGGCUCACCGAUCCCUCCAUCCGACCAUCACGUUUCAAGCACCUACUACCAAGGCUCGCCAUUGCAGAACCAGCACUCAGAGGCAGAUUGGAUCCAGCAGAGCAGGCAAGUAUACGCGAAUGGGCAAGUGCCGGUGCAGUAUGCCAAUCAACAAACGUAUUAUCCUCCCCCUCCGGAUCCUUCACAGUCUUCUAGCGGCCAUAAUCCGCCCACAACGACUGUAGAGCUGCCAGGUAUCAGAAGCCCAGCAAAUGCUGAAUUGUCAGAUAUGAGCAGCCCAGUACCAUUCCGCGGUGUUUGA
This is a messenger RNA of Dothidotthia symphoricarpi CBS 119687, 1923 nucleotides long. RefSeq lists its product as uncharacterized. Lineage: Eukaryota; Fungi; Ascomycota; Dothideomycetes; Pleosporales; Dothidotthiaceae. Bases 1 to 1923 code for a protein of 640 amino acids. Gene Ontology annotation, molecular function: protein binding. The record is from RefSeq and is a predicted model, not a curated record. The transcript has 8 exons.